AACAUUUUCUUGACUUUAUUUUUAAUAAUAAGAAUAACGGUGAAAUGGCGACAUCUUGAGGCCGCGGGUGCUAUGACCCUGUGUCUGGGUACUGUUAGCUGACGUUAGCUGUGUAGCUGACUUUGCAGACACGUAUACACACAGUUUAGACACAUGUUGAAGUGACGCUGGCAGAAAUGCAAGCUCCGGUUAAGGAAUUCACCGGCUUUCCCACUCCCACGAAUUAAGCUCCUGGACCAGCCAUGUUCGGCACAGAGUCGUCAUUAAGCAUGUUUCUCAACACCUUGACUCCCAAGUUCUACGUGGCUCUGACAGGCACUUCGUCCCUCAUAUCAGGACUCAUAUUGAUCUUUGAGUGGUGGUAUUUCAGGAAAUAUGGGACCUCCUUCAUAGAGCAAGUGUCUGUGAGCCACCUGCGCCCCCUGCUGGGUGGAGUGGACAGCAGCUCUCCCAGCAACUCUAACACAAGUAACGGGGACGCUGACUCUAAUCGGCAAAGUGUGUCCGAAUGUAAAGUGUGGAGAAAUCCGCUAAACUUAUUUCGUGGAGCUGAAUAUAAUCGUUAUACAUGGGUAACGGGUCGAGAGCCACUGACUUACUACGACAUGAAUUUGUCAGCACAAGACCAUCAAACCUUCUUUACAUGCGACUCAGACCACCUGCGACCAGCUGAUGCCAUCAUGCAGAAGGCAUGGCGGGAAAGGAACCCGCAGGCUCGCAUCUCUGCAGCACAUGAAGCUCUGGAGCUUGAAGACUGUGCAACAGCAUACAUCCUUCUAGCAGAGGAGGAGGCCACCACCAUAAUGGAGGCUGAGCGAUUAUUUAAACAGGCGCUUAAAGCCGGAGAGGGUUGCUAUCGCCGCAGCCAGCAGCUCCAACACCACGGUACACAGUAUGAAGCACAACACAGAAGAGACACUAACGUGUUGGUGUAUAUAAAAAGGAGACUGGCCAUGUGCUCCAGAAAGCUUGGUCGAACACGAGAAGCAGUCAAGAUGAUGAGAGAUUUGUGUGUUUUCCAGUUAAUGAAGGAGUUCCCUCUCCUCAGUAUGUUCAACAUCCACGAGAACCUGCUGGAGUCGCUACUAGAGCUCCAGAACUACGCCGACGUCCAGGCGGUUCUGGCCAAGUACGACGAUAUUAGCUUACCCAAAUCUGCAACAAUAUGCUACACAGCAGCCUUGCUCAAAGCCAGGGCAGUAUCGGACAAGUUCUCUCCAGAGGCAGCAUCCAGGCGGGGCCUGAGCACAGCAGAGAUGAACGCAGUAGAAGCCAUCCACAGAGCGGUGGAGUUCAACCCUCAUGUCCCCAAAUAUCUGCUGGAGAUGAAGAGUUUGAUUCUUCCUCCAGAACAUAUCCUAAAGAGAGGUGACAGUGAAGCCAUCGCCUAUGCCUUCUUCCACCUCCAGCACUGGAAAAGGGUGGAGGGGGCGCUUAACUUGCUGCACUGCACAUGGGAGGGCACCUUCAGAAUGAUUCCAUAUCCUUUGGAGAAGGGCCACCUCUUCUACCCAUACCCCAUCUGCACAGAGACAGCCGACAGAGAGCUGCUACCCACAGUGUUUCAUGAGGUGUCGGUCUACCCCAAGAAGGAGCUGCCCUUCUUCAUCCUCUUCACGGCUGGUCUCUGCUCCUUCACCGCCAUGUUGGCUCUGCUCACACACCAGUUCCCUGAACUCAUGGGAGUGUUUGCUAAAGCUUUCCUCAGUACUCUGUUCGCUCCUCUGAACUUCAUCAUGGAGAAGGUGGAGAGCAUCCUGCCCUCCAGCCUCUGGCACCAACUCACUCGCAUUUGACCCCAAAUGACUCUGCCAGAAUCUGACCCAGGACCAGCACCAGAGAGCGGACCUCCGUGCAGACUAACAGCUGAACAGAAAUCCAGAAUGCUGCGUUGGACUAGACUGACACACUUUUGUGCCAGCUUUACAGAGUUCUGAUCAAACUGGAAGCAGUGAAAUACAGCAGGAGAACAGGCAGAACAGCCAUAUCCACCACUGGUUUGGACUUUCUUUGACAUGUCUGCAUUUUGAGGACAUUUCAAUUGUUAAAAGCUGUUCUUUUGAUGUACAAACUGAGGUUAUUAAAUGCCAUCAAUAAAAAGGGAAAAAAUGUCAAUAAAGGACUUUGUGUAUCUCUGCAA
Girardinichthys multiradiatus is the source of this 2140-nucleotide messenger RNA. RefSeq names its product suppressor of tumorigenicity 7 protein homolog. The transcript is spliced from 16 exons. The record is from RefSeq and is a predicted model, not a curated record. Bases 243 to 1796 code for a protein of 517 amino acids. Lineage: Eukaryota; Metazoa; Chordata; Actinopteri; Cyprinodontiformes; Goodeidae.